UCAGUUACCGCGUUUCAUUGAGUGCGUCAACAUUCAAAAUGAAUUCAUCUAUCUUCACAACCCUGCUGGGAACUACCCUUCUACUGCUGCUACUGCACAUCACGUCUAGGCUCACCAGCGCCGAAAUCGAUCCCGAACAAAGCUGCAUCCCCGGGACGAUCUCCUCGAUCAAGGUGAACCUCAUCCGGACGCUCAUCCUUUGCUACGUGUACGGCUGCCCCGAGGAGGUCACCCAGGAGCUCGCCGAUGAUUUCAACACCUUCCAGCACUACGACCGGAAUGGUACCAACACGGACGAAGACGCAGCGAAGAAGGUACCCAAGGGGGUGCUCUCGAAGCUGGCCAAACUUACGUCGGCCAUCGAGAAGGACCGAACUGCAGCGCUGACGGUGUGCACGGAUUGGGUCUCGCUGCUGAAUAAACUGAUACUGGAUCUUACCCAAGCCAAGAGCUCGUGCUUCCUGGAACCGGCGGCUAAAUACCCGGCCGAUAUGUCAUUGGAUGGAGCGGAAAUCGAUUGCGACGAGAUGACGGUCUACAUGAAGCAGCUGCAGAAAUACUACGGGGCGGAGUGCGAAUCCAAGGGCAAGGAUUGUUCGGAUAAGAUGAAACAGGCUGCGAAUUGGUUCGGCAGGGCCUACAAACAGCUGGGCAGAAACUGCUAUUAUGAUGCGUAUGAUUAUUUGGAUUAGACUUUCGAAUUUCUAAGUAUGUUAUAGAGCUUUUUUAUUUUUUGUGUAAUGAUAUUGAUACCAAGUGCUGAAAGCUUAUUAUUUGAAAUCUAAUGUGUUUAAAAUGUACAGUUUAUGACCAAUUUUGUUACAUCUGAUAUAACCGUCUUUUUUAAUUUGAAGUCAUCGCGGAUGUAUUUUAUUCCUUUUUUGUUUUAUGUGCUUUAGAAAAGAAAUAGCUUUUCUAUAACCAUUAUUAUA
This is a messenger RNA of Toxorhynchites rutilus septentrionalis, 932 nucleotides long. RefSeq lists its product as uncharacterized. NCBI's taxonomy places the organism in Eukaryota, Metazoa, Arthropoda, Insecta, Diptera, Culicidae. The coding region runs from base 39 to 692 and encodes 217 amino acids. The transcript has 2 exons. The record is from RefSeq and is a predicted model, not a curated record.